Molecule: messenger RNA, 2139 nt
Organism: Phyllopteryx taeniolatus (common seadragon)
Lineage: Eukaryota; Metazoa; Chordata; Actinopteri; Syngnathiformes; Syngnathidae
Gene: vps37d
Product: VPS37D subunit of ESCRT-I
Exons: 4
Coding region: 148-1197 (349 amino acids)
Biological process (GO): ubiquitin-dependent protein catabolic process via the multivesicular body sorting pathway; protein targeting to vacuole; protein targeting to membrane
Cellular component (GO): ESCRT I complex
Source: RefSeq, a predicted model, not a curated record
GUUUCGAGUGUCGCGUUCGCAUUCCAACGUGAGUCAACAGCGAGAUGUGAGCCGGCCGCGCGGGGGACUUUCUGCCUUCCCAGAACUGUCUUUUGUCACAUUUUGAAAAGACUCAAAGAAAAAAAAUAAAUAAAUAAACCCUCCGAAAUGGAGCUUACCGCUUGCCCUGAUGGAUACAGGGCUCUCAGCACCGGCGAGCUGAGGGAGCUUUUACAAAGCGACGACAAAAUGGAGCAAAUCAUUCGACUCAAUGAGAAGUUUCAGGAGCUUCAAGUGGACAGGGAGAUGAUGCUGGCCUCCAAUCGCAGCGUGGCCGAGGACAGUCUGGCCCGGCAGCCCCGCCUCAAUAACGGCAGACUCCAGUUGGCGGAGAAAUAUCGGGAGCUGUCCAACCUGGCGACCAUGUGCUGGGAAAAACAGAGUCAGCUUGGAACCCGAGUCCAGAAGCACAGCUUGCAGAGCGCCCAGAACCUCCUGCAAGAAGAGAUGGCACGCGCUGAGGAGAACUCAGAGUCUGUUGACGUCGUCUUCACAGGAGCUGCUGGACAAGUUCAUGGAGGGGAACGUGAGGCUGGAGGACUUCUUGGACUCCUUCCAGAGCUCCAGGAGGACUUACCACAUCAGGCGAGCGCAGGUGGAGAAGAUGCAGGACUUGAGCAAAAGGCACACCAGCAAAGUAGGCGGAGGCGGCGAGGACGCGAUUGGCAAAAUCCCCGAGGAGGUGAAAGCGGAUUCCGAGCGCCUCCCGGACCCCCCGCGGCCCAACGGCUACCUGGCGCAGGGCCCCCUCCGGGUCUUCCAGGUACGCUACGGCCUCACGCCGGCCAUCCUGUUGCCGCAUUACCCCGUUUCCCCCUCGGCCUCAGUCCCGGCCCACCGGGCCAGGACUCCCCCGCCCGAACCCCACCCACAGGGACACGUCCACGGGCCCAGCGCUCCCCUCCACCCGGUGGGACUCAGGGUGAUCGGACAGCUGCCCGGGGGCUGGCCGGCCAACGGGCGGCCGGUACGAUUGCAGCAGCUCUACAGGCCCAACCCCCAACAGCCCCAACCGCCCUUCCGAUAGGUCGGGAACGGAAAGUAGGCGGGGCAAAACUUCUCAGAGCGGUGUUCCAGGAAAAUGGACUCGACGAUAGACGGCACACCAUCUGUCCUAAGAUGGCCGGAUGUUUUCACUUGGUGGCAUAUUUGAUUUAACAGGACAAAGUUCUCUCAAGGGCAUGGCACACAAGUCUGCCUGACACUCAAGAGAUCCCGGUUCGAAUCUCUGUUCUGCGGGUACCGCGACUCCCACCCAGAUUUGCAAAACAUGCGCGUUCGAUUCAUUGACGACUCUAAAUUGUCCGUAGGUGAGAAUGUGAGUAUGAAUGCUCUGGAACAAACUCCGAUGGGAUCUGUUCCGUUUCCAUAAGCAGUACAGAAAAUGGACGGAAAAUUCUCAAGGCGUACUUGUGGAUUCCAUCUCCAGUGUCUUUUUUGUGUGUGUAUUUAUUCGCGUAAAUCCUAUUUUGAAUGGCUGGCUUCAAAGAGGCGCUUCAGAUUCACAAUAUUUCUCCUCCGACGGCUCCGUUUGCAGCGCUGGAGGAUUUAAGCGCGACGGGAGGAGACGCCGUCCUCGCUUUCUUGGGAUUAUAAUAAUUCUCUAAUUAUUCCGCCCCUCGACCAGCAAGCGAUCAGAGAAUGUUUACGCUGCUUUGACAAACUACUACUUUGGCGGGGGCGAAAGUGCCUUUCGGCGACCAGUGCCCGGUCGGAUCCAUCAGUUCUCUAAUUGCGAGUCGUUGUCGUCUUCUUCUAAUGAGAGACCCCGCAGGAGUGAAUGCCACUGCAGAAGAUUUCCUCGUGUUAUUUUAGACCCUCUUAAAAAUGCCCUCAAAAAUUAAUAAUGCACAAAAAUGCGACCUAGAUACUCCAGCAGUGGAUUCUCGCUGCGCUUAACAAAGAAAAUAUUGUUUCAUAUUGUGGAAAAGACACUCAAAUCUGCAGAAGAUUAAAGGAUUGGGACCAAUAAGGCCUCUCCGCGUAACUUCAAUUUAUUGUCUAAUAUCGUAUUUCCUCAAAUAGUGGCCUCUGCUCUCAUAGAUGCCGUACCUCACUUUACAUGGCACGUCUCAAAUAAAUGUUUUCCACUGUGGAAAA